Messenger RNA from Saccostrea cuccullata (small rock oyster), 734 nucleotides. RefSeq lists its product as uncharacterized. The coding region runs from base 75 to 641 and encodes 188 amino acids. The record is from RefSeq and is a predicted model, not a curated record. NCBI's taxonomy places the organism in Eukaryota, Metazoa, Mollusca, Bivalvia, Ostreida, Ostreidae. The transcript has 6 exons.
UGUGUAUUAUUGUAAGUUAGAGGUUGAACUCACGUUGUACUGUAUGUUUCUUGAACUUUUUACCGUUCUUUAUUAUGGGGUGCGACAGAAGGUGUACGUUCAUGUUGUGGAAUAUUUAUAUUGGAUUUUGUAGAUUUUUUGGACUGAUAACAGCCUUGGGUCUGUGGGGAGUAGGGGUGGAGGCAGCAUUCUAUGGACAUUAUCUGGGAUUCUACAUGAUUAUUGUAGCCAUCCUGGUGACAUUCCUAGAGUCUGUGUUUGCCAUCAACAUGUGUGUCCUAGUAUGUGUAGGUAAUGAUGACUCCACAUCACUCUGUCAGAGACUCUGGGAUGCAGUGUUAUGGAUAGAUAAUUGGAAGAAGGGCAUCCUUUACUUCUGUUUUUCAAUACCCUGCUUCAUCCAGCCCCAUACAGUAUGGAUGGGUAUCAUAACAGGUGUCAUGCUUAUAUUUAGUAGUGUAUUUUAUGGAUUAAAAUCAUGUUACAAUGAAGAACAGUCAUUAGAAAAAGUAUCCCAUAAUGCAACUUAUGACAGAUUUGAUGAUAUACAAGAAGAUAUAGAGGAUAGUAUAUUGAAUCCCCCUGAGGGGGGGCCAGGGGUCCUGUCCCUGGCCGAUCAGCAGGAGAUUCUGGAGGUUUGAUGUCGGCCGUCUCCAUCAGUAGUAUAGUGCUUCAUCUGUGUUGUCCCACAACAGUGCUCAUUAGAAUCCUUUGUUGUGUGUGAGAGUGUGGUG